Messenger RNA from Pieris brassicae (large cabbage white), 5709 nucleotides. RefSeq names its product guanine nucleotide-binding protein subunit alpha homolog (gene cta). Gene Ontology annotation, molecular function: D5 dopamine receptor binding; guanyl nucleotide binding; GTPase activity. Gene Ontology annotation, biological process: Rho protein signal transduction; adenylate cyclase-modulating G protein-coupled receptor signaling pathway. The coding region runs from base 223 to 1350 and encodes 375 amino acids. Gene Ontology annotation, cellular component: heterotrimeric G-protein complex; brush border membrane. The transcript is spliced from 3 exons. NCBI's taxonomy places the organism in Eukaryota, Metazoa, Arthropoda, Insecta, Lepidoptera, Pieridae. The record is from RefSeq and is a predicted model, not a curated record.
UGUACUUUUCACGGCUAAAUUUAUUCUCCUUUUAUUUUUCUCAAUGAGUUUGGGAGGGGUGGAAUGCGUGCGUACGUUUUGAGACGGACUUAUGUAAAACGUAUUUGUCAUUUUCAUUUAAGUGGUAUUAGAAAAAUGUGUACAGUGUUUUUUGUAAACUAUUACAGCGGUGCAAUAUACGCGUGUUGAUUUUUUUCUAGUGAGUGUCGCUAAUCAUGCAAAAUGGCCAACGAUUUGUGGUCAUGUUCCUGUUGUACAGAGGCUCUGACUUGUUGGCUGCGCCUAAAGCUAUCUCCAGAGGAGAUAGAGCAGCGGUACAGAAGCAAAGAGAUCGACAGAAUACUUGAGAAAGACAAACAAACACUUCGGCGACAGGUCAAACUUUUGCUACUUGGUGCGGGUGAAAGCGGAAAAUCGACAUUCCUGAAGCAGAUGAAAAUAAUACAUAAAGUAAAGUUUGAGCCGGAACUAGUGCGCGAGUAUCAGCACGUGAUAUAUCAGAACAUUGUUAAGGGCAUUCAAGUGUUAGUUGAUGCGAGGGAUAAGCUUGCUAUUCCUUGGGAAAACCCGCGGAAUUUGGACAUUGGUCAGCAGGCACUGUACUUUAACAGUUCAGUAUCACUUGACAGUCGACUGUUUAUGCAUUAUGCACCUCAUAUACAUUCCCUGUGGUUAGACAGGGCCAUAAAGAGAGCCUAUGAUAGACGGAGAGAAUUUCAAUUGAGCGACUCAGUAAGUUACUUCUUUGACGAGCUGGAGCGGAUCGCGCGCUCGGACUACAUCCCCUCCCAUCAGGAUAUUCUGCACUGUCGGAAAGCCACCAAGGGAAUAACAGAAUGUCCCAUCCUCAUUAACAACGUGCCAUUUGUCUUCGUCGACGUCGGCGGUCAGAGGACGCAGCGACAGAAGUGGACACAAUGUUUCGACUCUGUAACCUCGAUACUAUUUCUAGUAUCGUCUUCCGAGUUUGAUCAAGUUCUGUCUGAAGACAGAAAAACAAAUCGUCUCGAAGAGUCGCUGAAUAUCUUCGACACCAUCGUGAACAACGUUAACUUCAAAGGUAUCUCCAUCAUUCUCUUCCUCAACAAGUCAGAUCUGCUUGCGCGGAAGGUCGCGAGUAAAGAAACGGAUAUUCGCUGGUAUUUCCCACAUUAUACGGGUGACCCACACAAUGCACGGGAAGUCCAAAUGUUCAUACUAAACAUGUUCGCAAAUGUCCGAAGGGAACCAAAGACAACACUCUACCACCAUUUUACGACUGCCAUAGACACGCACAAUAUAGAAGUCGUCUUUAACUCCGUGAAAGACACGAUAUUAAAUCGAAAUCUUGAAUCGUUAAUGUUACAAUGAAGUAACAUUUAUUGUAGACUAUAUGUGAUACGAAUGACUGAUGCGGUGUUUUUCAGGUUUACUUUUGAAACUGGACAAGUGAAAAUCGUAUUUGAAAUUCUCAAUUUGUUUCAUUUAUAGUUUCUACGUGCACUCAGUUGUACAACUACAGUUUCCCAAUAAACUAGUAAAAUAACUUUACCCCUUAUUCAUAAAUCUAUUAAAAAUAAAUAAACUAAAUUUACACGUCCCUUGCUGUCAAAUUAUUUAUACGCUGUGAUGAAAAGGGACACAGUAUUUCAUGUAAAACGAUGCAUUUAGACUAUCUUAGUUUUUAUGAAUAAGGUGGUUAAGGUAGAACAAUUGUCAACUUUCGAAAGACCCAUUCCAAAUGUACCUGAAAUGACAAUCUGGUUUUAUGUCAAAGUCCAUAGAUAGUUUGACGGUUCUUAAAAGAUUUGUCUAUGUGUUUUUCGAUACUUGUCCAAAUGAGGUUUCAAGAUUAGACCAGUUGUUUGUUUAAUCUGUUGUAUCUAGAGUAAAAGACAAAGUAUGAGGCAAAUGCCUACAUUUGUAGUAUGCUGUAUAGUAUAUCAUAUUCUAAUGAUAAAUUUGUAUAUCAGUAUAUUUAUGACCAAAAAUAGAUUUUGCACUUGAUUAUAACAAUUUUGGAUAAAUUUAUAUAUAUGCGCUUUGUACACGUUUAAAAAAAAUAAUGUGAAAUGUCUCUCUCUGGCAUUGAAAGAUAGAAAGAGAUAGAGCUUGUGAAGCGAGAUAAUGUAGGUGAUUUCAGCAUUUACUAUUUCCCUUAGAACUGCCAUUUGAGAAUAUCUAAGUGUUGUGCCAAGAAGAUCAGCUUAUUGGGGACGUGUUGAGAAUAUAUAAUCAUGCUUAAUAAAUAAAAAACAGUAGAAUUUGCAUGGUUUCAAUUCUCUAAGUGUAGUCCAAAUAUUGUAAUUAAAAUUGGAUGAUUAAUCAAGCUCGUAUUUUAAAACUUUUUUGUUUUGAGCUCUGUCAAAUGCCGGACCCCUUAUUUAUAUAAACUAAAUCAGUGAAAACUACUAUUUUAAAUAAUGUAAAUCUUCCGUCUUUUUCACACCAAUUGUGAUUACCAUGUGAUGAAAAGAGACAGAUGACUUUACUUAAAACGUAUAUGUUAUGUGUUGUGAAGACUGAUUUAUUUUGUGUAAGAAAGGUUAAUAGAAAAAACUGUUUGGCAGAUCUUUAGACUAGAGUUUUAGAAUACGGUCUUAUGAUUGUUUAAAAAUCUCAUAGAUCAAAAUAGCCGUAUUUUUAAGAUGAGGUCGGAAAUGUGGCCAAAACCCAACUGACGUUCACAUAUACUAUUGCUCAUACACAAUAUUAGCAAGACUUGUAUCCCAUUAGGGGAGUAAAGAUAGAAUAGUCUGUGAUUGGAAUUUUAUUAAGGCUGUAAACAGCAACGAACGUUGUAUGGGCACCAAAUUAGAUUAGAAGUACGUUAAACACGCGGGUCCUAAUGUAAUUCCAAAAUAUAGUCCAUGUUUUGACGGUUUAAAAAUGUUGAUUUUUAUUUAAUAUUACAAAAGAGCUUUACGUUCGCGAUGUAAUUUUUACGUGAUAUAGAUAUGAAGCCACGAUGCCACAGUAUAAGUGCAAGCUAAUUCACAUGUCAAAAUUUGAUCACCAUUUGACAGGGGAACCUCUCACAAAAUCAUAUUUUUUAAUGAGUGACUUAGUUUGCACUUAAACUUGUUCAAUGUAAUAUAUUGCAAUAAUAAUGAAAUUUAAUCAAAUCAUGUAAACUUUGACAGUCGCGAUUGACAUAACAUUUUACGGCAAGGGUGUCCUGGGAAUUUAUGGAAAUGGCAUUAAUUGUUUGAUCACGGGACCGUGUAGACUUGAGACAAAAUCGCUAGGCGUUAGUAGGUCACGACUGUUGAAAAGUGAUUUUGUCUAGAGCCCCAUUUUUUGAAUAACAAUACCGGGUCAUGUAUAUGUCUAUGGCUAAAUGCUUUUGUCUACGGCCCUGAUUGGCAUAAUGUUUUGCUAGGACAUGAAAUGGAAUUCUAAAUUCAAACUUAUUGUGUCAAAUUGACAUUAUACAAUCAACAUUUUUAGAACGUCAAAAUUGUUAAAUUAAACGUAAACUGCUCAGUAAUAGUUUUGCAUGGAAUUAGCAGUGCUUUCAAAGAAACAUAUUUUAGAUUUUUAUACCAUUUUUAAGAUGUAGUUGAAUUAGAUGUACGAUAUUGUACUUUUUAAACAUCAAUAUUACAGAAUUGUUUGAAUGGCAUAUCUCAAAUCAUAAUGAAUUCAAAUAAAUACUCCAGCGUUAUCAUUUUUUCUCUACUUUAUAAAACUAUAGAAUGUGAAUUGGUUUCUCUUCUUUUGAUGUCUUCUUCAUUUUUUGAUUUAUUAGGAAAAAUACUUAUGUAACUUAUAAUAUUUUAAAUUUACGGUUUUGUUUUUAAUGAAAUAAUGGUAAUGUUAGAGAUAUUUAAAUAAAUAAAUUCCGUCCCUUCGCACAGAUGUAAAAUGUAAUCUCAAAGCUUUUUAUAUUUCUUAUGGUUUUAGCAAAGGGCACAAAAACUAUGGUAACUCAACUGAUAAUCGAUUUUUUUUGUUCUUGUCUCUCAUAUUGUGUAUGAAAGAGCAAGCAACACAAACCGGAAAGUUUUAGGGCAAUUAUUUUAUAGUCCGACCUAAAAAGGUUUUAGCGCCAUUUAAUGUUUUAUUUUAUAUUCACCUUUUUUAGCAUCUUUUUUAUUGCUCGUCUAGUUGUUUAUUGCAUGUAAUUUAAAUAAAAUUUUGUUGUUCCACAAAUAAAGCCUAAAAUUUGUUCCGGUAAUUUUGAUUAUCAAUUUUGUAUCCAGUCAGAAUCUUGAUUUUAAGUACAUAAUUCAUAAUAAUUAUACUCAUUUAGUGAAUAGUUGUCAUAAGCUUUAGUAUUUUUAUUUUGUGUUAAGUUGGGUACAAUCAUUGUGGUUAGCUAUAGUUUCUAUUUAUUGUGUAAAUUUUUAUAUAGAUUUUUUUAUUCGAGGCUAUUAUGUAAAUACCUCUUAAUACAUUUCUUUAUUUUUAGAUGGUAUCAAUUUUGCGGCCCGAUUUUGGUGGGGGUUGAGUGAUAAUCUUGCAUUUAAAGUGCCAUUCUUCAAUGGCACACUGGAAUACAGUGUGACCAAUACCUAACGUCCGUAGAAAGAGCUGGAAGUAAACACGUACUUUACGGACAUUUUAUUGGAAAUAGAACGAAUGAGGAACAAAUAAUUGCAACUGACAAUGAAAGUUCAAAAAUGGUUGUGUAAAACAAAAGAGGAGUGAUCGCUCGUUUUUUUUUGUUGAAUUAUUUAUUCAUGUUUAAAACUGUAAAUGUAUAGUAAUUUAAAAAAUUUCAAUUUUUUAAAUUAAUUUAAAGUUGGCUAUAAUACCAAUAUUUAUUGCCUUCCUGCAACAUAGUUGAAAGACUAACUGUUGAAUUUUAAUAAUGAAAUAUACAAACUCAUAAAUAUAUAGUGGGCUCCUUAGCGAAACACAUGGUAACUUUUACAGUUAUAUCAGAAGAUAGACACAACACAAUUUCGAAUAACCAACAUUGUCAGUUGCUCGUGUCACCAUUGAACAUAUUAAAUGUGAUAAAAUCUGUAUACAUACAAUGUUAAAAAAUCCCCCAAAGCAACGAUGAAAUCGUGAAUGGGUAUUUUAUAGUUAUUUAUUGCAGUAAGCUGUUAUGAUUAAUAAACCCAAAUAUCAACCAAUACAAUAAAUUUAUAUGCGCGCCAUCUACAUUUAACCAGACGAACACAAAAUCGUACUAAGGACAGGAAGUUUGCUUAACAAAUUGAUUUCAGUUAUGGCUUAAAAUUAUGUCUUCCUGUUCUUGAGUUAUUUUUGAAUAAUAAUUGAUUUAUGUAUGUAUUUUUUUGUGUGUCAAAUGUCAAAAUAUAAUUUAAUCGAAGAGUCGAUCUGCAAUAAAUGUCUUCAGUACCUGAGAGGUGAUUAUUUAUUUAGGAAUUAAAUUAUUUGUCUCAAAUGCUUUUUGUAGUGAGUUCGGAAUUGGAACUCUAAUUUUAUUUUUCUUAAGAGGGGUUCACUUUUAAUACAGCGAAUUCUACUUCCGAAAUUUUAAAUUCAUAUGGCUUUAAACGAGUAAUUAUGCCCUGUUAAUGAUUUUGGUAAUAGUAAAAACCUAUGUAAAAUACAGUGUAAAUUAUAAAAGCUAGGAUACGCAACCUCCCGAGGCUGAUUGCUAAAUAGUUAUAUGUUACGAAUUUUAAGUAUGUUAGCGGUUUACACUCAUGUUAAUGUAUGCUAGUGUUGACAAUAUCUUUUGGAAUUCCUCUAUAUUUUGUAUACACCCCAAUUAAUGUACAGUGUAAUAAAUACCAUGCAUGAUUUAAA